UGGCAGUUAGGAGGACAGGUCCUUGAAGGGGCCUUGAUGGGCCGCUGUGAUGACGGGGGCGGGGCUGCCGCGGGGGCGCCCUCCGCGGGAGUUCUUUGGCAUCUCUUGGUGCACGCUGGUACCCGGCCCCUGGGUACGUAGUCUUCCCGUGCGCUGCGGAAUCCGCGGCCCAGCACGACCUGCUGAGGGCUACACGGUUGUGGUGGUAGCUAGCCCUGCUGGCGUUUUCUCCCAGGCUCGACCAUGCCGGCGGUGCUGGGGUUUGAAGGCAGCGCUAACAAGAUUGGCGUGGGAGUGGUGCGGGAUGGCGCGGUGCUGGCGAACCCGCGGCGGACUUACGUCACGCCUCCCGGCACAGGAUUCCUUCCAGGUGAUACUGCCAGGCAUCACCGAGCUGUUAUCCUGGACCUGCUACAGGAGGCACUAACAGAGGCUGGAUUAACCUCCCAGGAUAUUGAUUGCAUUGCCUACACCAAAGGUAUAGCUGGGAGACUGACGAUAGAAGAACAUACCUGGAGCCUGGCUAGGUCAGAAUGGCCUGCUGCUCUCUGCUACCACCACUACACCACUACUCCUGCCCCACCUUUCACAUCCCUUACUUUCCCCAGCUCGGUUUUUCCCAGUGUCUGUAGGAUUCUAACUCCCAUUUCUAUCCCCCUAGGCCCUGGCAUGGGUGCCCCACUGGUUUCUGUGGCUGUUGUGGCCCGUACUGUGGCCCAACUGUGGAAUAAGCCUUUGCUGGGCGUGAACCACUGCAUAGGCCACAUUGAGAUGGGCCGCCUCAUUACUGGAGCCACCAGCCCUACCGUGCUGUAUGUCAGUGGAGGAAAUACACAGGUGAUUGCAUAUUCAGAACAUCGUUACCGCAUCUUUGGGGAAACCAUCGAUAUUGCUGUGGGUAAUUGUCUGGAUCGUUUUGCUCGAGUGCUAAAGAUUUCCAAUGACCCAAGUCCGGGCUACAACAUCGAACAGAUGGCAAAGCGAGGCAAGAAACUAGUUGAGCUGCCGUAUACCGUAAAGGGGAUGGACGUCUCAUUCUCGGGGAUCCUGUCUUUCAUUGAGGAUGUAGCCCAACGGAUGCUGGCUACAGGCGAGUGUACUCCUGAGGAUUUAUGCUUCUCUCUGCAGGAAACCGUGUUUGCAAUGCUGGUAGAGAUCACAGAGCGAGCCAUGGCACAUUGUGGCUCCCAGGAGGCCCUCAUCGUGGGAGGUGUGGGGUGUAAUUUGAGGCUACAGGAAAUGAUGGAGACAAUGUGCCAGGAACGUGGAGCCCGUCUUUUUGCCACAGAUGAGAGAUUCUGCAUUGACAAUGGAGCCAUGAUAGCCCAGGCUGGUUGGGAGAUGUUUCGGGCCGGGCAUAGGACCCCCCUCAGUGAUUCUGGAAUCACACAGAGGUUUCGGACAGAUGAAGUAGAAGUGACCUGGAGGGACUAACAACUUUAACAUGAUCAGAGUAGAUAGUGCCCUAAGUAGAGCCUACAGGAACUUGGACCUUAAUCUCUGUCUGAUCUGGGCACCCUGGUGAGGCUAUGGACUCCUGUCUCCCAUAAUUUGAACCUCAAGUUGAUUCAGCAAUAAAAUAUUGUUGGUUUUGUA
Messenger RNA from Lynx canadensis (Canada lynx), 1596 nucleotides. RefSeq names its product O-sialoglycoprotein endopeptidase (gene OSGEP). NCBI's taxonomy places the organism in Eukaryota, Metazoa, Chordata, Mammalia, Carnivora, Felidae. The transcript is spliced from 10 exons. The record is from RefSeq and is a predicted model, not a curated record. Bases 244 to 1434 code for a protein of 396 amino acids. Gene Ontology annotation, biological process: tRNA threonylcarbamoyladenosine modification. Gene Ontology annotation, cellular component: cytoplasm; EKC/KEOPS complex.